Chionomys nivalis (European snow vole) is the source of this 3545-nucleotide messenger RNA. RefSeq names its product polypeptide N-acetylgalactosaminyltransferase 3 (gene Galnt3). The transcript is spliced from 11 exons. NCBI's taxonomy places the organism in Eukaryota, Metazoa, Chordata, Mammalia, Rodentia, Cricetidae. Gene Ontology annotation, cellular component: Golgi apparatus. The record is from RefSeq and is a predicted model, not a curated record. The coding region runs from base 716 to 2617 and encodes 633 amino acids.
AAGCGGCCGGGCCCCGUGAGGAAGCCACGCGGUCCCAUCGUGGUCCCCUCCGCAUCCCUGGCUUUGAACCACGCGGAGAAGCAGGGGAGCCGCGUCAGGGGCGGGGGGAAGUGCGGCUCAGAUUUCGCAAGGUUACCCCCACCCCCCCGUCUGUGGGCUCCGGGUACCGGGUGGCCGCGGCGCGGGGCCGCGCAGAGCCGAACGCGGCGGGGCUGGGCAGAAGGCGCGCGGGCUGCGGAGGAGUUGCGGGGCGCGCGCCCGGCCGGCUCGCCCGCCGCUCACCUGGAGUGCUCAGGUAGGACCUGGGCGGGGCGCGGGGCUGGCGCGCAGGCGCGGGAUCCGGCCUCGCCCCUGCCGACGUCGCCGGCGGGAGCUCACCUGGGAGACUCGCAGAGGAAGAGGAGCCUUGGCCGCCGCCUCGCCUGGCAACGCGGGAGGCCCGGCGGGCAGGCAGGAAGCGGCGGCGGCGGAGGAGUUGAACCGAACGGCCCACGCGAGUCCCAGCCACCCGAGUCGCCCGCGCCGCCACCUGCACUUGGCUCCGGGCCGGCGGGCAGCGCCCCCGGCCGGCCACCGCUUCCCGCCGCCUGCCCUGCCCACCUGCCAGGUAUUACUAUUUAAAGAAACCUUUUACCAGCAAAUCUAUGAUACAAACUAUAAGUAACAAAGAAAACCAUAGCUGUUAUCUGUCAAGUAACAAGUGCUUAAUGCCAGAAUGGCUCACCUAAAGCGACUAGUAAAAUUGCACAUUAAAAAACAUUACUGCAAAAAGUUCUGGAAGCUUGGUGUGUUCAUCUUUUGCUUUUUCGUCAUUUUGAUUUUAAUGCAACGAGAAGUAAGCGUUCAAUAUUCCAAGGAGGAAUCAAAGAUGGAGAGAAACUUGAAAAACAAAAACAAAAUGCUUGACUUCAUGCUCGAAGCUGUAAACAAUAUCAAAGACGCAAUGCCAAAGAUGCAAAUAGGAGCACCCGUCAAGCCGAGCAUCGACAUCCCCCAGAGACCCUGUCUGCAAGGGUACUACACAGCAGCCGAGCUGAAACCCGUCCUCGACCGCCCACCUCAGGAUUCCAAUGCACCUGGUGCUUCCGGCAAGCCUUUCAAAGUCACCCACCUCAGCCUGGAGGAGCAGAAGGAAAAAGAGCGCGGGGAGACCAAGCACUGCUUCAACGCCUUUGCCAGUGACAGGAUUUCUUUACACCGUGACCUUGGACCUGACACCCGACCACCUGAAUGUAUUGAGCAGAAAUUUAAGCGCUGCCCUCCCCUGCCUACCACCAGCGUCAUAAUAGUCUUUCAUAACGAAGCGUGGUCCACGCUGCUCCGCACCGUCCACAGUGUGCUCUAUUCUUCGCCUGCAAUACUGCUGAAGGAGAUCAUUCUGGUGGACGACGCCAGCGUAGACGACUACUUACAUGAAAAACUAGAGGAAUAUAUCAAACAAUUUUCUAUAGUGAAAAUAGUCAGACAACAAGAAAGAAAAGGCCUCAUCACUGCUCGGUUGCUAGGGGCAGCAGUAGCGACUGCGGAGACGCUCACGUUUUUGGAUGCUCACUGUGAGUGCUUCUAUGGUUGGUUGGAGCCUCUGCUGGCCAGAAUAGCCGAGAACUACACUGCCGUGGUGAGUCCAGACAUUGCAUCCAUAGAUCUAAACACAUUUGAGUUCAACAAGCCUUCUCCAUAUGGAAGCAACCAUAACCGCGGAAACUUUGACUGGAGCCUCUCCUUCGGCUGGGAAUCGCUUCCUGAUCAUGAGAAGCAAAGGAGGAAAGAUGAAACCUACCCAAUCAAGACCCCCACCUUCGCAGGAGGCCUAUUUUCUAUAUCUAAAGAAUAUUUUGAGCAUAUUGGAAGUUACGAUGAAGAAAUGGAAAUCUGGGGAGGUGAAAAUAUAGAAAUGUCAUUCAGAGUGUGGCAAUGUGGUGGGCAGUUGGAGAUUAUGCCUUGCUCUGUUGUUGGACAUGUUUUUCGCAGCAAAAGCCCUCAUACCUUCCCAAAAGGCACGCAGGUGAUUGCUCGCAACCAAGUUCGCCUUGCAGAAGUCUGGAUGGAUGAAUACAAGGAAAUAUUUUAUAGGAGAAACACAGAUGCAGCAAAAAUCGUUAAGCAAAAAUCAUUUGGUGACCUUUCAAAAAGAUUUGAGAUAAAGAAACGCCUUCAGUGUAAAAAUUUUACAUGGUACCUGAAUACCGUUUACCCAGAAGUGUAUGUACCAGACCUUAAUCCUGUUAUAUCUGGAUAUAUUAAGAGUGUCGGUCAACCUCUGUGUCUGGAUGUUGGUGAAAAUAACCAGGGAGGCAAACCGUUGAUUCUGUACACAUGCCAUGGACUCGGCGGAAACCAGUACUUUGAGUACUCCGCUCAGCAUGAAAUCCGGCACAACAUCCAGAAGGAGUUAUGUCUUCAUGCUACUCAGGGGGUCGUCCAGCUGAAGGCGUGUGUCUAUAAAGGUCACAGGACAAUCACCCCCGGAGAGCAGAUAUGGGAGAUUCAGAAGGACCAACUUCUGUAUAAUCCAUUGUUUAAGAUGUGCCUUUCAGCAAAUGGAGAGCAUCCAAACUUAGUGCCAUGCAACCCAGCAGACCUACUCCAAAAAUGGAUUUUUAGCCAAAAUGAUUAAGUGUUCCUUAAAGCUAAGGAGUUGAAAAGGACAUAUUCUUCCUCAUAAAACUGUGACGAGGCGUACACUGUAGUUGUUGAAAAUUAUGCAAAAGCAGCUAAUUGUAACUUAUUCCAAGUGCAUUUUCCUUAUUUAUGUCUUAAGAUGUCUAUGUAGUUCUGCAGCAGAGACCCUGUGGGUUUCUGUUAGAAAUACCAAAGACGAUUCUGAAAUGUCCAGAUGUAGAAGAGAGAUGUUUACAAAGACGGUAAUUUUCCUAGAGAAGUGACCUGUGCUUGUACCCUUAGGGGUGUGCACAGCUACAUCCGCACAUUCGCCACUUAGAAUAUUUCCCCCAGUUGUAGGGGAACUGGAAAAAGAUUUGAUACUGUAUUUUUAUAGCUAUGUAGAAAUCGAUCAAUGAAGGUCAGUCAUUGGCCUUUCUGUACAAACCAGGAAAUUUUUACAGAUCUAGAAUUUAUUGUUCUAAAAUCCAGGUAAACUUUUGUUGCCUUUGUUUACUUGUCUGUCACAUAUUUCCAUAAACAUGAAGUUGAAUAAGGAGAGGACUAUUUUUAACACUUCAAUUUUUGGAAAAUUUACAGAUAUUUUUUAGUCUGAAGCCCACUCCACUUGAUGCACGGGAGUCUUCCCCAAAUGGCUUUUUUGAAGCGGCUACACUGUGUGUUUUCCCAGAGCACUUUUAAAAAAACAAAAUUAUAAAUUAUUAGCUGUUACUACAGGGGUUCCUUCUUCCUUUCUAGCAGUCUUAUUUUCUUAGCUCAAUUCACUAAUCCUGAAUAUUUAUAAUGCUGGAUUUCAAAUGCAGUCUACUUGACUCAAUUCUAAAUGUCGUGGUUGAUUCAUUAUACAGAGUGGAUUUGCAAUGGAUCUUUCCCAUAAAAAGUAGCCUUACUUUUAUCUAUGUGAAAAAACACAAUAAAAAAGA